Molecule: messenger RNA, 3530 nt
Organism: Loxodonta africana (African savanna elephant)
Lineage: Eukaryota; Metazoa; Chordata; Mammalia; Proboscidea; Elephantidae
Gene: DLG3
Product: discs large MAGUK scaffold protein 3
Exons: 14
Coding region: 15-1565 (516 amino acids)
Biological process (GO): cell-cell adhesion; establishment or maintenance of epithelial cell apical/basal polarity; chemical synaptic transmission
Cellular component (GO): neuromuscular junction; postsynaptic density membrane; neuron projection
Molecular function (GO): protein binding
Source: RefSeq, a predicted model, not a curated record
CCGCCGGAGGAGCCAUGGAGAGAGCGCUCAAGUUCUCAGGCUCCGGCUUGACCCUGGGCUUGGGCUUGGGCUCGGCCUCGGCCUCAGCCUCGGCCUGGAGGAGGGCUUCGCAGAGGUGGGCCUGGCCGCUCCGCUCCCUGCGGCCUGGAGGGGAUGCAAGGGAGCCUCGCAAGAUCAUCCUGCACAAGGGCUCCACAGGCCUGGGCUUCAACAUUGUGGGAGGAGAGGAUGGAGAAGGCAUUUUUGUCUCUUUCAUCCUGGCAGGAGGCCCAGCUGACCUGAGUGGAGAGCUGCGCAGGGGAGACAGGAUAUUAUCGGUGAAUGGAGUGAACCUGAGGAAUGCAACUCAUGAGCAGGCUGCAGCUGCUCUGAAACGGGCUGGCCAGUCAGUCACCAUUGUGGCCCAGUACAGACCAGAAGAGUACAGUCGCUUUGAAUCAAAGAUACAUGACUUGCGAGAACAAAUGAUGAACAGCAGCAUGAGCUCUGGGUCUGGGUCCCUCCGAACAAGCGAGAAGAGGUCCUUGUAUGUCAGGGCCCUGUUUGAUUAUGACCGGACUCGGGACAGCUGCCUGCCAAGCCAGGGGCUCAGUUUCUCUUAUGGUGACAUUCUACAUGUCAUUAAUGCCUCUGAUGAUGAGUGGUGGCAGGCAAGACUGGUGACUCCACAUGGAGAAAGUGAGCAAAUUGGUGUGAUCCCCAGUAAGAAGAGGGUUGAAAAGAAAGAAAGAGCUCGAUUGAAAACGGUGAAGUUCCAUGCCAGGACGGGAAUGAUUGAAUCUAACAGGUCGAUCAAAACGAAACGUAAAAAGAGUUUCCGCCUCUCUCGAAAGUUUCCAUUUUACAAGAGCAAAGAAAACAUGGCCCAGGAGAGCAGCAUACAGGAACAGGGAGUGACAUCCAACACCAGUGACAGCGAAAGCAGUUCCAAAGGACAAGAGGAUGCUAUUUUGUCAUAUGAGCCAGUAACACGGCAAGAAAUUCACUAUGCAAGGCCUGUGAUCAUCCUGGGCUCAAUGAAGGACCGAGUCAAUGAUGACCUGAUCUCUGAAUUCCCACAUAAAUUUGGAUCCUGUGUGCCACAUACUACCCGGCCUCGGCGUGAUAAUGAGGUGGAUGGACAAGACUAUCACUUUGUGGUAUCCCGAGAACAAAUGGAGAAGGAUAUUCAGGACAACAAGUUCAUUGAGGCAGGCCAGUUCAAUGAUAAUCUCUAUGGGACCAGCAUCCAGUCAGUCCGGGCAGUUGCAGAGAGAGGCAAGCACUGCAUCUUAGAUGUUUCUGGCAAUGCUAUCAAGAGGCUGCAGCAAGCACAACUUUACCCCAUUGCCAUUUUCAUCAAGCCCAAGUCCAUUGAAGCACUUAUGGAAAUGAACCGACGGCAGACAUACGAACAAGCAAAUAAGAUCUAUGACAAAGCCAUGAAACUGGAACAGGAGUUUGGAGAAUACUUUACAGCCAUUGUGCAGGGUGACUCACUGGAAGAGAUUUAUAACAAAAUCAAACAAAUCAUUGAGGACCAGUCUGGGCACUACAUUUGGGUCCCAUCCCCUGAAAAACUCUGAAGAAUCCCCUCCAACCACUCUCUUGUGAACAGAAGAAAUCAAGUCCCUCUUCCCUCCUCCCUCUUCAUUCCUGUCCCCAUGGGGAGAACAAAUGACUACUGUUCUUGUCCCCUUUUUUAGAUAUGUCAAAAAAAAAUUGAGUUUUCUAGUCCUGUUUUUUUUUUUUUUUAUUUUUGUUUUGUUUGAGUUUAUUUUUGGGGGGAUGAUGCCAUCUCACUCAUCGUGUGACCGUGCCCAUUCCUGCAUGGACCUUUCCCAAGUGCUAGCACAGGUGCAAAUCCAUCAGAAUCAUUGUUUUCUUAAAAAUCAAGCAGAAGCGAAGAGAAGAGAGGAGGACUGAUGGAAAGACAGACUCCGGACAGCUACACGGAUUGUGAAACGAGCUAUAUGCACAACAUGAUGAGAUGCUCCUGGGGCAUUUCUGUAUAUCUGUAUUGCUGUCUGGCAGCUCUGAACAGUGCAACGUAAUGGCAACAGAAAGUAUCUUAUUUAUAUAUAUAUAUAUACAUAUAUAUAUAUGUAAUUUAUAUAAAAUAUAUAGAAAUUAUUAUAUAUAUAUAUUAUACACUCAUAUAAUAUAUAUAUAUAUUCACACACAUUUGGACUAGAAAAUUUAUGGAGACUUCAUCAAUGGUACUAUGUUAUUAGAGAACUGUCUUAAUUUUCAUAUUCCAAUCAGAUGGCAUCUUAUAUCCCAACUGGUUGGGAAGGGAUUGAAAACGGUGGUUAAGUGCUGUACUAAAGGGCACCUGCAUUUGGUCAUUCUCUUGAGAGCUGAGAUUUUCUCUCGGAGGGGGUCAGCUUGAGGCCUGGGGGCGAGAGGGCCGGGAACUUGACCCUAAAGCAGCUGCUGCCCUUGAGGUGCAGUCAGUCCUGUGUGCGGAAAGGGAGAGAAUGGCUAAUGAUGCUCCAUAUUAAAUUGCCUAUUGUUUUAUGCCACCUGAUGUGUCUGCAUGAGAGGUUUCCUUUUUGUUCAUUUUUAAGCUGCUGUUAAACCAAAACCAUGUUGUGCUACUGUGUCAGCCUUUUCAUUAUUCCAAAUUUUACUUUUACUAUUUAAGUGAAUGCGUAGACUCCAAUUUGACAAUGUUCUAAAGGCUUAUAACGUUCUAAAGGAGCCAGGCCUUGUGAUAUAGUAGGUGACCCAGGCUUGGCCGUCUAAUCAGCAGAAGGGAAAUGCAGGCUGGUAAAGAGGGAGAGGAGGAGCACUUCGAUCCUGUCCCUUCACUUACCUGCCAAGGACAUGCAGGGCCUCAACUGAGGUUCCAUCAUGGGACCCACUGACAGGGAGAAGGAGUCACCUUCCUACCAGCUCUGUGCUGGGACAAUGGCACAGCACUAGGCUUGGCCAGCCACACAAUUAGUAGUUUGAUUUGGGCCUUUUUUUUUUUUUUUGCAGCUGCUUCAUACGCCCUACCCCAGCCCCCUCACCAACAUCUGGUAGCUUACUGUUUCUUCAAGAACAAAGUAGACUUUAAUGCUGUAAAUUUGAGCUGUAGAGCUAAGAUUCACCUACUGGUGACAUGUGAAACCUUGUUGCUUUUUCCUAGAGUCUGAUGGCAGUGAUUGUGGUCAGGGGAGUUUUUCUCUGACCACAGCAGGUGUGUUUCAGGCCCUACCCCACCCUACUAUGCUCCUUUGAAGCCAAUGUGCCUCCCUCCCCUCCAUGCUGGAGGGAUGACACAGGGGAGAAGAAAAUAGAAACGCUUGGCCCUAGGGUUGAGUCACUUGUUUCCUAGCCCACUGUGUUAUGAUCAGUGCAAACAACUCAGUGUGGAAGAUGCUUAAGCACUACCAGCCAAAUUUGAGAAGUGUGUUAACAGUUAUCCUACCAGCAUAUUGAGACUAACUCUAGAGUUUUUUUUCUAGAGUUUGGGGCCCAGAAGAGGGUAGAGAAAGGGCAGCAGCUUUACCUGGGCAGUACACUGGGUUGAAGGCAAAGAGGAAUAAAGUGACGGCUGAUGA